This is a messenger RNA of Fusarium mangiferae, 1101 nucleotides long. Its product is annotated as putative amino acid aldolase or racemase. The coding region runs from base 1 to 1101 and encodes 366 amino acids. Lineage: Eukaryota; Fungi; Ascomycota; Sordariomycetes; Hypocreales; Nectriaceae. Gene Ontology annotation, molecular function: D-serine ammonia-lyase activity. Gene Ontology annotation, biological process: D-serine catabolic process. The transcript has a single exon. The record is from RefSeq and is a predicted model, not a curated record.
AUGUACUCUCCCAAAGUAGGCGACAGCCUCGACUCGCUCGACACGCCCUCCAUGAUCGUCGACCUCGAUGUCAUGGAGGCCAACAUCAAGAAACUUAUGGACCGGCUGCUUCCAACUGGUCGUAACAUUCGACCCCAUCUCAAGACCAGCAAGAGCGCUAUCGUGGCCAAGAAGCUCGUCGCUGCUGGUGCAAAAGGCGGUUGCGUCGCCAAGCUGAGUGAGGCCGAGGCAAUUGCCGCCGCUGGCUUCACGGACCUUCUCAUCACUUGCGAGAUCGUCGGACCGGCCAAAGUCAAGAGACUAGUUGAGCUGUUCAGAAAGCAUCGAGAGAUCAGAAUUGUGGUGGACGAUGAGAGAGCUGCUACAGCCAUCAACGACGCGCUGGGAGAGUCAAGAAUUGAGGACCCUAUCUCAGUCUUGAUAGACUUGGAUGUUGGAUUACAUCGCACAGGAACCCAGCCCGAAGGAGCUCUACCGCUAGCAAAACAUAUCAGCAGUCUGAAACACAUGCGACUCAUUGGAGUGCAAGGCUAUGAGGGACAUCUUCAACAUCUUCCCGACUUUGAGGACCGAAAGAAGCAGUGCCUUGAAUCGAUGAAGAUUCUCACUAAUACUGCCCAAGCACUCAAGAACGAGGGCUUCAACAUUGAAGUCGUGACAACAGGCGGAACAGGCACAGCAGACUUUUGCGCAACCGUACCCGGCGUGACAGAACUCCAGCCUGGGUCUUUCAUCUUCAUGGACACCGACUACCGCAACGCCAUUGGAACAUACUACUCUCAUAGUCUAUCCUUUCUCGCAACAGUUGUCAGCAAACAAGGAGAGCGACAGGUCACUAUCGACACUGGCCUCAAGUCUCUGACAACGGAUAGUGGCCUUGCUGAGUGCAAGGAUCAGAGAUACAGCUACUUUCAACUAGGCGAUGAGCAUGGAGCUUUGACGUGGGAAGAGGGUACACCAGCGCUUGAUGUUGGCGAUAGGGUUGAGAUGAUUCCAAGUCAUAUUGACCCGACGGUCAAUCUUCAUGACUUUUACUAUGCUUAUCGGAAAGGGAUAAUCGAGGAGAUUUGGCCGGUUGACUCGAGAGGAAAGGUCCAAUAA